AUGUUGGCCUCCGGUUUGCGGAAUGUAGCUCGACGGCCCGGCUGCUGCUGUUGCUGCCGAAUAUCCCCCUUCUCAGCCGCUCCCGCCAACCUCGCCGCCGCCGUCGCCGGUGCUACAGCUCCCGCAAGCUUCUACUUCUCCCGUUCCGCAUCCCGAUCCUUCGCCGCCGCCGCGCGCACAUCGCAAACCCCAAGCAUGGCUUCAACAACAUCCCUCCCGAGGAUCCCUCUCUUCGAGGCCAUUUCCCGGCACGACCCCGAGUCCACCGCCGUGAUUCACUCCCUGUCCGGCCGCCGCUUCAAGUACGGAGAGCUUCUUGGCGACGUGCGCCGUGCGCGGAACAAGCUCUUGGACUCGGCGGGCAAGCCGGAUCUCAAUGGCGAGCGCAUCGCAUUCUUGGUAGAGAAUAGUUACGACUAUGUAGUGACCCUCCUGGCCGCCUUUGCUGCGCGAUCAAUUGCUGUACCUCUUUCGCCGGCCUUCCCCGCCGCCGAGCUACAAUACAUUUUAGACCAAAGCGAAGCCUCCCUGCUCGUCUCUUCGGCCAAGUUCGCCGCGAAAGCGAAGGAGGUCCUCGCCAAGGAGCUCGUCUCAAGUCCUACGCAAGUCGAGCUCCAGAAGCAUCUCGGUGGCAGCACGCAUGAGCAGGUUGAGCUCGACGACGCCGACGCCGAUGGCGCGGGCAUGAUGCUGUACACUUCCGGCACCACCAACAGACCGAAAGGUGUCCUUCUUCCUCAAUCCGUCCUGACGGCGCAAUCGAAAUCCCUAAUCGAAGCGUGGAACUACACCCCGGCGGACCACCUCCUACACGUUCUCCCCCUGCACCACAUCCACGGCACCGUCAACGCCGUCCUCACGCCACUGUUGUCCGGCUCCACGAUCGAGUUUAUGUUCCCCUUCAACGCCGACGCGGUGUGGAAGCGCCUCGCCGCGCCCUAUAUCACCACCAACGGCACAAACGGUCAAAACGGCACCAAUGGUGUCAAUGGCACUAACGGCGUAAACGGGGCACACAACAUCCCCAAGGAGAAAAUCACCUUCUUCACCGUCGUGCCAACCGUCUACUCCCGCCUCCUCGCAACGCACAAAUCCCUCCCCCUCGACCCCGCCGAGCCGACCCGCGAAGCCGUCUCCCCGCGCAACAUGCGCCUCGCCAUCUCCGGCUCAGCAGCCCUCCCGACGCCUAUCAAGGAGGCCUGGAAGACACUCUCCAAGGGCAACGUCCUCCUCGAGCGCUACGGCAUGACAGAGGUCGGUAUGGCUCUCUCCUGCGGCCUCGAUUUCGCAGACCGCGUCGAUGGCAGCGUCGGCUGGCCCCUGCCCGGCGUCGAGGCCCGCCUCGUCGACAUGGACACCGGCCUCGUCAUCCCAGCCGGCGAGGACAUCGACCCCAAAACGGGCCGCGAGCGCUCCGGCGAAAUCCAGCUCCGCGGCCCUACAAUCUUCAAAGAGUACUGGCGCAACCCGGAAGCGACGGCCAAGGAGUUUGUCGAGGGCGAGGACGGCAGGGGCAAGUGGUUCAAGACGGGCGAUGUCGCCGUUCGAAGACCGGUAGCCAACGCCGGGCUCAACGCCGCGCAGGCGUCCUGGGCAAAGGGCGACAUGUACUUUAUCCAGGGCCGCAAGAGCGCCGACAUCAUCAAGACGGGCGGCGAAAAAGUCAGCGCCCUCGAGGUCGAGCGCGAGCUGCUCUCGCUGCCCGAGGUGGCCGAGGCCGCCGUCGUCUCCGUCCCCUCGGGCAAGUGGGGCUCCAAGGUCGGCGCCGUCGUCAUCCUCAACACGGACGUCGUCCCACACUGGUCCCCCAUGGCCAUGCGGAGGGCUCUCCGGGAUCGGCUCGUUAACUACAAGAUUCCCCAGGUGCUCAAGGUCGUCGACCACAUCCCCCGCAACGCCAUGGGCAAGAUCAACAAGAAACAACUGGUCCAGGCCGUCUUCGAGGACCAGUUUAGCGGCGAUGAAUUGUAA
This is a messenger RNA of Colletotrichum orchidophilum, 1971 nucleotides long. RefSeq names its product AMP-binding enzyme. Gene Ontology annotation, biological process: fatty acid metabolic process. The record is from RefSeq and is a predicted model, not a curated record. Lineage: Eukaryota; Fungi; Ascomycota; Sordariomycetes; Glomerellales; Glomerellaceae. The transcript has 3 exons. Bases 1 to 1971 code for a protein of 656 amino acids. Gene Ontology annotation, molecular function: medium-chain fatty acid-CoA ligase activity.